Messenger RNA from Aspergillus fumigatus Af293, 2016 nucleotides. RefSeq names its product RNA-binding snoRNP assembly protein NAF1. The record is from RefSeq and is a predicted model, not a curated record. Gene Ontology annotation, molecular function: RNA binding. NCBI's taxonomy places the organism in Eukaryota, Fungi, Ascomycota, Eurotiomycetes, Eurotiales, Aspergillaceae. Gene Ontology annotation, biological process: box H/ACA snoRNP assembly; pseudouridine synthesis; ribosome biogenesis. Gene Ontology annotation, cellular component: sno(s)RNA-containing ribonucleoprotein complex. The transcript has a single exon. Bases 1 to 2016 code for a protein of 671 amino acids.
AUGGCUGAACAGAAGCCCUCCGAACAUGUUUCAGGAGCUUCAGAAACCAUCGACGAAGGCCCUUCGGCGAAACGACCCUGCAUGAAGGAUACGCCACCCAUCGCAUCAACGCCCGUGGACGAUGGCAGUGAUUUCUACAAUACUCCCUGGACGGCAGGAACACCAGUGGAUAAUAACAGUGAGAACAAAGAUACUACGGAUACGGAUAUGCCUAGCGAGCCGACUAUAUCAUCUAAACCUGCUUCUUUAAUACCAGGAUUGAGUCUCAUCAAUGACAGUCUUCAAGACCCGCAGUCCGCGAAAGAGGAAUCUGCUCCGACACAAGAUGUGCACAACAAAGUGGCCCGCGAUAUGACUACUAGAAAAGAGGUAACCAAAGAGGAUGCACAGCAUGCGGCGGAGACAACAAACCAGGUACAGACGGCGCCAGCUUCUGAAAACGCUCAGCCGAUGGAUGUAGAACCACGCAAGGAACUGGCUGAACAGGAGGAAGCCAAAAAUCAACCCGCAGAGGAACCUCGUGUUGAUGAGGCUAGCACAAAUGAUGCAGCUCCCGGCGCUUUGCAAGAUCAUGAGGCUGAAGAGGAGGAAGGGGAGCAUCCCGAAUGGGAGAUUGAUUCUUCGCCAUAUGAAUCGUCAUCUGACGAUUCCACCACCGAUUCCUCCGAUGAUAGCGAUGACGAAGACGAUGACUAUCCGAUCCUCUCCGCCGAAGAAACGGCGCGGAUUUUGAUGAUGGCAGAAAAUGGUUCUGAUGACGAGGGAGAAGGAAAGGGUAGAUCCGGCGGCACCCUGAGGACCGCAAACGAAAUACCGGAGGAAGCCCCCCCAAUCCCAGAAAUCACUGUCACGCCUGAUAUGAAGAUCGUACAUCUGGGACAUGUGGAAUCCAUCGUUGAAAACACCCUUCUUAUCGCAGCCAACAUUUCCGGAGAAUACCAAGUGCUCGAGUCAGGUUCUCUGCUCUGUCUUGAAGAUCGAACAGUUGCUGGCGUUGUAUCUGAGACUUUGGGACGGGUUGAGAAACCAUUGUAUGCGGUUCGAUUUCCCAACGCUGCCGCGAUUGAGGAGCGUGGUCUCUCCAAGGGAAAGAAUGUGUACUACGUUGAGGAGCAUUCGACAUUCGUCUUCACUCAGCCUCUGAAAGGAUUGAAGGGAAGCGAUGCAUCGAACUUCCAUGACGAAGAAGUUGGCGAGGAUGAGAUAGAAUUCUCCGAUGACGAAGCAGAGGCCGAGUAUAAGCGGAGAUUGAAGCAGAAGCGACAGGAGCGCAAGGAAGCCAGGAACGAAAACGGCGGGCCGUCUAGGGGCAGGAGAGGACCGCCCGGUCCUUCGAAACUCAGCCAGACCGAGCUCAACUACGACGAUUCCCCGACAGCGGAAGACGGCUACACUCCACUUGCCCGCCCGAAGAAUCUGCAUGAAAUGAUGAGUCAACAAGAGGCGCCUGUUGAGGGCGAGGGAUCUUCGAGAAACCCAGCCUUCCGUGGUGGCAGGGGUCGGGGUAGAGGCUCUGACCGUGGACGAGGCAAUCGUGGCCGUGGUGCAGGAGGCUCAAGAGAAACUCGUGAGCAUAGCUCACACCACGACCGUUCGUCUUAUUCUCAGCAGCCGAGACCGUUCGAUGCCCAGGCUCAACCCUCAAACUACAGCCAGCAGCCGAGCUAUCCUCCAGCUCAGCAGAAUGUCUAUGGGAUGCCUCAGCAAUUUGCUCCGUUCCAACCUUUUGCUCAGCAGCCUCAGCAGGCAUUUCCUCAAAGCGCCUCGCCGACGCAAUUCAACUUCCAAAUGCCAUUCCAACAAGCUUAUCAGCAGCCGAACCUCUACCAAAACUUCCCUGCCAUCAACCCUCUGUUUCUAGCAGCAAUGCAACAGCAGCAGCAGCAGCCACAACAACAUACGUCUGGACAGUCUCAGGUGCAGAAUCCUACAAUGAAUUUCGAUCAGGUCAAGGCUCAGUUGGAUCUCUUGCGGCACCUGAGUAACGCGAAUCAAGGGCCGCCAGGCCCACAAUAA